This is a messenger RNA of Fusarium odoratissimum NRRL 54006, 228 nucleotides long. RefSeq lists its product as uncharacterized. The coding region runs from base 1 to 228 and encodes 75 amino acids. Lineage: Eukaryota; Fungi; Ascomycota; Sordariomycetes; Hypocreales; Nectriaceae. The transcript is spliced from 2 exons. The record is from RefSeq and is a predicted model, not a curated record.
AUGGCUCUCAUCAUUCCCGAGAAGCUCGACUACAAGAGAAUAAGGAGGGGUGUUGUUGGCGAGCACGAUUUCAGUCAGGGGUGUGCAUGCUUCCGUUUCUACUCGAACUUGGCUGUGCCUGAAGCAACGCAUCCCGGAGAGAAGCCUCUAUCAUGGGGUUCGCAUGAUCGAUCCGCAAAGAAGGUUUUCUGGGUCUGGCACAAGGUUGACUUUUGUACUUCUGUGUAA